Molecule: messenger RNA, 978 nt
Organism: Lolium perenne
Lineage: Eukaryota; Viridiplantae; Streptophyta; Magnoliopsida; Poales; Poaceae
Source: RefSeq, a predicted model, not a curated record
AUGAAUCGGCAAUGGAUGUACAUUGACCGACGGUUUGACGAGUUCACUGCGGACCUGGAUAAUUUUAUGGCCGUGGCGGAGGCAAACAAACAUGGUGGCUUCAUGUAUUGUCCAUGUGUGGACUGCAAGAAUACCGUAAAUUACGCUCGCUCGAGUCUCAUUCACAGCCACCUUCUGCGAUCCGGUUUCAUGCCCAGUUACUAUUGUUGGACCAAGCACGGAGAAAGAGGGGUUAUGAUGGAAGACAAUGACGAAGAGGAAGAGGAUGAUGACGGUUAUCCCAAUUUCCCUGAAUACGACGAUACUGCAGAAGGCAAUGAAGACAAUGAAGUAGAAGAUCAAGAGGCACCAGAUGAGCCUGCUGAUGAUGAUCUUGGCAGGGUCAUUGCUGAUGCAAGGAGAGAAUGUGAAACUGAAAAGGAAAGGUUGGCCUUCGACAAGAUGAUAGAAGAUCACAACAAAUUGUUAUACCCAACUUGCGAAGAUGGCCAUAAAAAGCUAGGCAGCACACUGAAAUUGUUGCAAUGGAAGGCAGAGAACGGUGUCACUGACUCAGGAUUUGGAAAGUUGCUGACAAUAAUUAAGAGGAAGCUUCCAAGGGGUAACGAAUUACCCGCCAGUACGUACGAAGCGAAGAAGAUUGUCUGCCCUCUAGGAUUAGAUGUGCAAAAGAUACAUGCAUGCAUUAAUGACUGCAUCCUCUACCGCGAUGAGUACGAGAAUUUGGAUGCAUGUCCGGUGUGCACUGCAUUGCGGUAUAAGAUCAGACGAGAUGACCCUGGUGAUGUUGAGGGCGAGCGCCCCAGGAAGAGGGUUCCUGCCAAGGUUAUGUGGUAUGCUCCUAUAAUACCACGGCUGAAACGCUUGUUCAGAAAUAAAGAGCAUGCUAGGUUGUUGCGAUGGCACAAAGAAGACCGUAAGAAAGACGUGAUGUUGAGGCACCCUGCUGAUGGCUCCCAAUGGAGAAAAAUCGAUAGA